Meriones unguiculatus (Mongolian gerbil) is the source of this 2861-nucleotide messenger RNA. It is a transcript of the gene Tnk1, whose product is annotated as tyrosine kinase non receptor 1. Gene Ontology annotation, cellular component: basal plasma membrane; signaling receptor complex. Gene Ontology annotation, biological process: protein phosphorylation; positive regulation of cell population proliferation; multicellular organism development. The transcript is spliced from 13 exons. The coding region runs from base 336 to 2321 and encodes 661 amino acids. The record is from RefSeq and is a predicted model, not a curated record. Lineage: Eukaryota; Metazoa; Chordata; Mammalia; Rodentia; Muridae. Gene Ontology annotation, molecular function: protein binding; transmembrane receptor protein tyrosine kinase activity; ATP binding.
CCUGCGGAGCGAGCGCAGCGGGUGCGGAUGGACCCCGCGCCCGGCGGCCCAGGCGGCCCCGAGAGCAGCGUCCGAGCUUGGCUUAGCCCCUCGCCUAGCGGCCGGCCCAGACACCUGUUUAAUUUCUAAAGGCGCCGCCUUGGGUGUGUGAGGAGCCAUGACGCAGGGCAUCGCCCGGGUGGGGGGCAGCAGUGGUCAGGUCGCGCUUGUGUUUACGUGAGUCUUGGCGUCUCAGAUGUGUGUGGCGCUGCCGCGUCGAGGUUCCUUUAAUCCGCGGAGGUGUCUCAGGCACCUGUGUGAGGGCUGUGCAUUUAAAGGGGCUGCUGUCUGCAGACAUGCUCCCUGAAGCCAGUUCCCUGUGGCUGCUUCGGCUGCUCCGGGAUAUGCAGCUGGCGCAGUUCUACCGGCCCAUCCUGGAGGAACUCAAUGUCACUCGGCCGGAACACUUCGACUUUGUGAGGCCGGAGGACCUGGACAGCAUUGGCAUGGGCCGGCCUGCCCAGCGCAGACUUGCCGAAGCCCUGAAGCGGCACCGUUCGGGGAUCAAGGCCAAGAACUGGGUCUACAAGAUCCUCGGGGGUCUCGCUCCUGAACAGAAGGAGAGCCCUCCAUGCCCAGACAGUUCCCCAUGCCUCCACGAGCCAGAGGGGGGGCUCAAGUGUCUGAUUCCGGAGGGUGCUGUGUGCAGAGGGGAGCUGCUGGGCUCGGGCUGCUUCGGGGUCGUGCAUCGAGGGCUGUGGACGCUGCCCAGUGGGCAAAGUAUCCCAGUGGCUGUCAAGUCUCUCCGCGUGGGCCCCGAGGGGCCGGUGGGCACGGAGCUGGGGGACUUCCUGAGGGAGGUGUCUGUCAUGAUGAAGCUGGAUCACCCACACGUGCUGCGGCUGCACGGCCUGGUGCUGGGCCAGCCCCUGCAGAUGGUGAUGGAGCUGGCGCCGCUGGGCUCCCUGCACGCGCGCCUGACUGCCCCCGCACCGACGCCCCCGCUGCCCGUGUCCCUGCUGUGCCUGUUCCUGCGCCAGUUGGCAGGAGCCAUGGCGUACUUGGGGUCCCGAGGGCUGGUGCACCGGGACCUCGCCACCCGCAACCUGCUGCUGGCCUCACCUCGCACCAUCAAAGUGGCGGACUUCGGGCUGGUGCGGCCGCUGGGCGGUGCCCGGGGUCGCUACGUCAUGGGUGGGCCGCGUCCCAUCCCCUAUGCCUGGUGCGCCCCAGAGAGCCUGCGUCAGGGAGCCUUCUCCUCCGCCUCUGACGUGUGGAUGUUUGGCGUGACGCUGUGGGAAAUGUUUUCUGGAGGCGAGGAACCCUGGGCGGGUGUCCCACCAUAUCUCAUCCUCCAUCGGCUGGAGAAGGACCGAGCCAGGCUGCCAAGGCCUCCUCUCUGUUCCAGGGCCCUCUACUCCCUCGCCUUGCGCUGCUGGGCCCCUCACCCUGCAGACCGGCCUAGCUUUUCCAGCCUGGAAGGGCUGCUUCAGGAGGCGAGGGUUUCUGAGGGACGUUGUGUGAGGGAGGUCACAGAGCCAGGGGCUCUGCGGAUGGAGCCCGGUGACCCCAUCACUAUCAUUGAUGGCAGCCCGGACGCUGCAACCUGGAGGGGCCAGAACGGUCGCACGUUCAAAGCGGGCAGCUUUCCGGCUUCAGCAGUGGCACUGGCAGACUCGGGCUCAGCGCUCACCCACCCAGCCCACAGAGGUUCCCCCGCCCGCAGAGAGAGGUGCCGAGGAAGCCCAGAUGGGGACAGGGAGAAGUCAAAGUUUCAGGAGCUGCCCCCGGCACAGAGAAGGAAGGAGCCUCUGCAGAGGAUGAGGGGCAUUUCCAAGAGUUUGGAGUCAGUUCUCUCUCUGGGGCCCCGACCCACAGGAGGCGGUUCAAGCCCUCCCGAACUUCGGCAUACGAGAGCCUCCCAGGGGCCUCCACGCCCACCAGACCUGCCCCCUCGCCCACUUUUCGUCUCCAGCUCUUCUCAGCCCACCCAGCCCCACAAAGUACCGCCUCCCUGGCCCAGAGAACCCUCACACAACCACCGCACUGGAGUUCCCAGGGCCAGCAAAGCCACUGUCCCCUCUGGAGGCCCCUGGUCAGCAGACCCUGAGUGGCAGGGGAAGAUUAAGGAGGUAGAGCUGAGCGUCCACGGGGUCACCUACCAGGAGUGCCAGGUGGCGCUCAGAGCCGCUGGGGGGGAUGUGGCCUCUGCCGUCCGGAGCCUCAAGGUGGAGCAGCUCUUCCACCUCAGCGACCUGUCCAGAGCGGACUGUCUGCGCAUCCUGCAGCGUCACCAGUGGGACCUGUCAGCAGCCAGCCGCUACGUCCUGGCCCGGCCCUGAGCUCUGCAUCCUGGGGAGCGAUGCCAGCGUGGAGCACCCGGUCCACGUCGGCCAGGCCUCAGCGUCCACACAGAACUGUGAGGUCUUGUCAGAGGCAGACUUGCACACCUAGGGAGACUGUACCUGCUGUGAGGAGGUGCAGGGAGUGUGUCGGGCUUCUGGGCCAGGCACCACUUCCUGCGAGCCCUGCUCCUUGGCCUCUGAGGCCUUAAGGACCUUUGACUGGACCGAGAAGGAUGGAGUCUGCUCAGCCUCAUGCAUUCCCAAUAGGACUUGAGCGGGAGAAGCUGUGGAGGGCCCCCACUCACCACAGACGGCAGCCAAGGAGCCGCACUGGACCGCAGGCAGCCCUCAGACCCGACGUCAGCUACCUCACUGGGCUCUGCGGGACGCCCUCCUAGAUACCGACCCAGGGGCCACGGCCCCGAUGGCUGUGGUUUGGUCCAGAGUCAGCGUGGAUGCUGAAAACUGACUUUCUGACUCAAGGACCCCCUGCCCCUUAAUCCAAGUAAAACAGAUGAUUGUCUUAUUGGGACUGUA